GGUAGCGAGAGAGGGUGGUGGGAGACGCGAUUGAGGAGCUGAUCAGAGGAAACCCGUCGUCAUGUCUGGCAAAGGGCCGGCCAUCGGCAUCGACCUGGGCACCACGUACUCCUGCGUGGGGGUCUUCCAGCAUGGCAAAGUGGAGAUCAUUGCCAAUGACCAGGGCAACCGCACCACGCCCAGCUAUGUGGCCUUCACCGACACUGAGCGCCUCAUCGGGGAUGCUGCCAAGAACCAGGUGGCUAUGAACCCAACCAACACCAUCUUCGAUGCCAAGCGUCUCAUUGGCCGCAAGUAUGAUGACCCCACGGUGCAGGCUGACAUGAAGCACUGGCCCUUCCGUGUGGUGAAUGAGGGGGGUAAGCCCAAGGUGCAAGUGGAGUACAAGGGUGAGGUGAAGACUUUCUUCCCAGAGGAGAUCAGCUCUAUGGUUCUUACUAAGAUGAAGGAGAUUGCUGAGGCCUAUCUGGGACGCAAAGUGCAGAAUGCUGUCAUCACUGUGCCUGCCUACUUCAAUGACUCCCAGCGCCAGGCCACCAAAGAUGCUGGCACCAUCACUGGCCUCAAUGUGAUGCGUAUUAUCAACGAGCCCACAGCAGCUGCCAUAGCCUAUGGCUUGGACAAGAAAGGUACGCGGGCUGGGGAGAAAAAUGUGCUCAUCUUUGACCUGGGAGGGGGCACUUUUGAUGUGUCCAUCCUUACCAUUGAGGAUGGCAUCUUUGAGGUGAAGUCCACAGCUGGUGACACCCAUCUCGGUGGGGAGGACUUUGACAACCGCAUGGUGAACCAUUUUGUGGAAGAAUUCAAGCGCAAGCACAAGCGCGACAUUGCUGGCAACAAGCGAGCGGUGAGGCGACUGCGUACGGCUUGUGAGAGGGCGAAGCGUACUCUCAGCUCUUCCACGCAAGCUAGCAUUGAGAUUGACUCCCUCUACGAGGGCAUUGACUUCUACACUUCCAUUACUCGUGCCCGCUUUGAGGAGCUCAAUGCUGAUCUCUUCCGUGGCACCCUGGAGCCAGUGGAGAAGGCCCUGCGUGAUGCCAAGCUAGACAAGGGCCAGAUCCAAGAGAUCGUGCUGGUGGGUGGCUCUACUCGUAUCCCCAAGAUCCAAAAGCUGUUACAGGACUUCUUCAAUGGCAAAGAGCUCAAUAAGAGCAUCAAUCCUGAUGAGGCUGUUGCUUACGGUGCUGCUGUGCAAGCAGCUAUCCUUAUGGGUGACAAGUCUGAGAAUGUGCAGGAUCUGCUGCUGUUGGAUGUCACCCCUCUGUCCCUGGGGAUCGAGACAGCUGGUGGAGUGAUGACCGCUCUCAUCAAGCGCAACACCACCAUUCCUACCAAACAAACUCAGACCUUCACCACCUACUCGGACAACCAGAGCAGCGUCCUGGUCCAGGUGUACGAGGGUGAGAGGGCUAUGACGAAGGACAACAACUUGCUGGGCAAGUUUGACCUAACGGGCAUCCCCCCGGCACCUCGUGGAGUCCCCCAGAUCGAGGUCACUUUUGACAUCGAUGCCAAUGGUAUCCUGAACGUCAGUGCUGUCGACAAGAGCACGGGUAAGGAGAACAAGAUCACCAUCACCAACGACAAGGGUCGCCUUAGCAAGGAUGACAUCGACCGCAUGGUGCAAGAAGCAGAGAAAUACAAAGCGGAGGAUGAAGCUAAUCGAGAUCGGGUGUCAGCCAAGAACUCCCUCGAGUCCUACACUUACAACAUGAAGCAGACAGUGGAGGAUGAAAAACUGAAGGGAAAGAUCAGUGACCAGGACAAGCAGAGAGUGCUCGACAAGUGUCAGGAGGUGGUCUCUUGGCUCGAUCGCAACCAGAUGGCUGAGAAGGAAGAGUACGAGCACAAGCAGAAAGAGCUGGAGAAACUCUGCAACCCGAUAGUCACAAAAUUGUACCAGGGAGCUGGAGGGGCUGGGGCAGGUGGCUCUGGUGGCCCGACCAUCGAAGAAGUAGAUUAAAGAGGACUGAAGUAUAGACUGGUUUAUGGACAGUCACUCCAUUCUUUGCUUUCUAUUUUUUUUUUCUAACGUUUAAGGAAAACGUCCUUGCCGAUAACAGAGUUUAUUCUGUUGGGUGUGUAUAAAGGCAGAUCUGUCAGCUUGGUUUUGAUAAAAGGGAAGGCACGUCCUGCUUUAUAAGGUUAGUAAUAGACAAGUUUUGUUAAUUCAGACACAGCUGUUUGUACUCUGGAUGUUUGUUCAAGUGUCUCUUCUAAAGUAACCACUUGACUGCUGCAGUUGACAAGUUUCAAGUUAUGCAUGAAAAUCUUUAUGGAAGAUUAAAAAAAAAAUGCCAAAUUUGGCUUCUGGAAAUUUUGGUAAUAAAUAAAACUUUAAAGCAAAA
This is a messenger RNA of Mesitornis unicolor (brown roatelo), 2351 nucleotides long. RefSeq names its product heat shock 70kDa protein 2 (gene HSPA2). Gene Ontology annotation, biological process: vesicle-mediated transport; cellular response to unfolded protein; protein refolding. The record is from RefSeq and is a predicted model, not a curated record. NCBI's taxonomy places the organism in Eukaryota, Metazoa, Chordata, Aves, Mesitornithiformes, Mesitornithidae. The transcript has a single exon. Gene Ontology annotation, cellular component: cytoplasm; cytosol; nucleus. Bases 62 to 1966 code for a protein of 634 amino acids. Gene Ontology annotation, molecular function: heat shock protein binding; ATP hydrolysis activity; misfolded protein binding.